This is a messenger RNA of Cataglyphis hispanica, 833 nucleotides long. Its product is annotated as protein Flattop. The transcript has 3 exons. The coding region runs from base 127 to 567 and encodes 146 amino acids. Gene Ontology annotation, biological process: cilium organization. Gene Ontology annotation, cellular component: ciliary basal body. The record is from RefSeq and is a predicted model, not a curated record. Lineage: Eukaryota; Metazoa; Arthropoda; Insecta; Hymenoptera; Formicidae.
CAACAGGCAUAGCGACAUGCAUAACUAACCACACGACUUGACAUCAUAGAAAGAUUUAUAAUAAUUGAAGUAACAGUGGUAUAAAAUUGAUGUAUAUUAAUAUAAAAGAACAAAUUAUGCUUAGAAAUGUCUCAAUUUUGGCGUGGUCAUUGGACAGAUGAUACAUUUACACCAAAAAGAUUGCGAAAUUGGGAAGUAUCAAAAUGGUACCCAAGUUUGCCAAACAGACACUGUGUUACUACUAAAUUUAUUGCAGAUAAUAAUGGACAUAUAUUAAAUGAUGCCAACAAAGAUGAACAUUCACCAUGGGGAACAUUUAAAGGCACAUGGGAUUUACCAAAGAAGAUUACCAGAAAUAUUGCUAAAGAAUUAUCAAUGACUCCCCAGUACAAGAAAGAUUCAUGGGAAUUAUAUGUAAAGAAACAUCAAAAAUUAUGUAAGAAAAUGGAGCUAAAAAAGAUUAAUUGUAAGGAAAAAGCAGAAAUCAUGGCGCCAUCAAACAAUACAGCAAAAAGAGAUCAAACGGACAAGCAAUGUUAUACAUUUGUUGAAAAUGAUGAAGAUUAAAAAACCAUGGCAUAAUUAUAAUUAAACAAUUUGGAGAUUAUUACCAAGUCAGCAGACUUGUUUACUUGAAUUUUCUUGUCAAGUCUACGUCCAUUAGGCACAAAUAAAUCUGUCGUGAUUAACUUAGGUUCUAAUUUAUUGAUCUUGUCAAAAACAUGUGUUUUCGCUUUUGUAAAAUAUACCAAUGUCACUAGGUUAUCAUUGUAUAUACAAACUAAAUGAUUCUUAGUAAUAAUGACUGUGAAUAAAAAAAAGAUACAAUAUUA